Molecule: messenger RNA, 1351 nt
Organism: Acanthaster planci (crown-of-thorns starfish)
Lineage: Eukaryota; Metazoa; Echinodermata; Asteroidea; Valvatida; Acanthasteridae
Source: RefSeq, a predicted model, not a curated record
CGUAGCGGGACCGACGGGCUGCGGCAAGACUCAGUGGGUCAGUAAAUUAAUUACAAAUCAUCAUCAUGUAUUUGUGGAGCCUCUUGAGAGAAUUCGGUGGUGUUAUGGUCAGUAUCAGGCUCACGAGGAACUGUCUUGCGAUCUACCUGAUGUUCAGUUUGUGGAGGGGCUGCCGGAGGAUUGGUAAAAGCACAUCGACCCGACGCACCGACAUCUAGUGGUGUUGGACGAUUUGAUGCAGGAAUGCGGUAAAGAUCCUCAAAUUACUAAACUAUUUACCCAGGAUCCCACCACCGCAACCUGUCUGUGAUUUACACCGUACAGAACUUGUUCCACGAGUCGAAAGAGAGCAGGGCCAUCAGUCUAAACUGUCACUACAUCGUCCUGUUCAAAAAUCCCAGAGACCGAUCCCAGAUUGUCAUUUGGCCAAGCAGAUGUACCCGGGGCAGACCCCUUUCAUGAUCGAGGCCUACGCCAAUGCCACCAGCCAGCCCUAUUCCUACCUGUUCAUCGACCUGAAAGCCCACUGCCCGAAAGAAUACAGACCGAGAGCCAACAUCUUACCGGAAGAAAUGGCAUUUGCAUCCGUCCCUAAAUAGGCCAGUUUUACGUCACCGGUCUCAUUCGUCAGCAUGGCGCGACGGUUGAGGGACAACGCUUACGCGCUGUGCGUUCUGAGCGGAGCUUCGCCCAAGAAACGAAAGGACAUUCUGAAGCAUGCCGACAAGGAAGUCGUCACCUGUUUGUGCGAAUGUGCGCUGAACGUUUUAAAAGCGCGCGUACCCCUCACGCCGAGUCAGAAGAAAAAACUGUCGCGACAUAAGACACAUCUGCGAGCUCUGACCGACAAGAUGUCUUCUUACGCCAAACGUAAACAACUGCUGGUUCAAAAGGGAGGAUUUCUGGACAUAUGCAGCAAGAAUAAACUACAGAGUCUGGAGCAGGUCAUGAAAGACAUUUUGGCCAGAACAGACCUUCCCGACGACGCUAAAUUGUCGCUGUACCAGCAAACGUUGCAACAGUAUCUUCGAUAUGAUCACGCCCGUGAAUCCAAACCCAUGUCUGUCACGAUGUCUACACCGGCGGAGGGAUUCGGCAGAGGGCUGGGGACCAAGAGCCAUCGGGCGGCACGACGGACGGAAACCCCGCGACACUGACCAAGGAGGACGACCUAACACCGUAAAUUUUCUCGAAUCUGCCUAAAACCUUACAGCGCAAAGCCAAACUGCUUAUGAACAGCCUAAAGCAUAAUGACGUCAUGACUUGGAACCUAAAGGGUGAACUGGUUUAUGAAAGAAAUGCUGUCAAGGGUUCCAAUAUUAUCAAUCUGGUGAAUGACGCUUUAAAGAGU